Molecule: messenger RNA, 396 nt
Organism: Cotesia glomerata
Lineage: Eukaryota; Metazoa; Arthropoda; Insecta; Hymenoptera; Braconidae
Product: ATP-dependent DNA helicase RRM3-like
Exons: 1
Coding region: 1-396 (131 amino acids)
Biological process (GO): telomere maintenance; DNA repair
Molecular function (GO): DNA helicase activity
Source: RefSeq, a predicted model, not a curated record
AUGGGUUUUGUAAUGCUUAUAUCGCUUGUGCUUCUACUGGUAAAAGCUGCUGUGGCUAUCAAUGGGACAACAGUACACACUGCACUAAAGAUAAGUCUUUCAAAGUUGCUUCCUUUAUCAAUUGAAGUAGCCCAACAAUAUAGAUCACUUUUUAAAUAUGUUCGUGUAUUGAUUAUCGAUGAAAUUAGUAUGAUUGGAGCCGAGUUGUUGUCCCAAAUAGAUUCAAGGUUAAAGCAAAUCACCGGUAAUUUUGAAGUCCAUUUUGGUGGAUUAGAUAUAAUUUUGAUUGGUGAUCUACGUCAACUACCGCCAGUUCGUGCUACCCCAAUUUACAAACAAAUAAAACGACAAAUAGCAGGUUCAACACUAUGGCGAGGGUUGAAAUUUUCGAACUAA